Molecule: messenger RNA, 1479 nt
Organism: Metarhizium acridum CQMa 102
Lineage: Eukaryota; Fungi; Ascomycota; Sordariomycetes; Hypocreales; Clavicipitaceae
Molecular function (GO): CoA-ligase activity
Source: RefSeq, a predicted model, not a curated record
AUGCCAUGUUGUCGACAAGCACAGAUUGACUACAUCCCCUUUGCCCACGCCAUUCAUCGCCUCUCGGGAAUCGUCACCCCGGCCAGUGCUGCCUACUCCCAUCAAGAGCUGGAGCAUCAGCUUCGCUCGUCGGGCGCCCAGGCUCUAUUUACAUGCGUGCCUCUGUUGGAAAAUGCCCUGAAGGCAGCGGAUGCGGCUGGCAUCCCUCGUGAGCGUGUAUUUCUCCUUGCCGUUCCCCAGGUUGCUUCGGAUCCAAGGUUCGAGACCAUCGAUGAUUUAGUCGAACAAGGCAAGAGCUUGCCCCCACUGCCACCCUUGGAAUGGAUCAAGGGCCAGGGUGCGAGGCAGACUGCAUUUCUCUGCUAUUCAAGCGGCACUUCUGGUUUGCCAAAAGCAGUCAUGGUCUCCCACCUCAACGUCAUCGCCAACAUCCUGCAAAUUGCGGCCGUCGACUCCAUCGCUCGCAAAAAACUCGGCGUCAAGACCCAGGCCAACGUCGGCGUCCUGCCCUUCAGCCACAUCUACGGCCUCACAUUAGUCGCACUGCUGGGCCACUACCGCGGCGACCAAGUCGUCGUGCUUCCCAAAUUCAACCCGACAACCUUCUUGAAUGCCAUCCAGCGCUUCAAAAUCGAGCAGUUGAGCGUCGUGCCGCCCAUGCUGAUACACAUCAUGACCAAUAGGGACGCCGUGUCGAAAUACGACCUGAGCAGCGUGCGAUUUGUGUAUUGCGGCGCCGCCCCGCUGGGAACAGAGCUGAUUGAGGACAUUUUGAAGCUCUACCCGAACUGGAACAUUGGCCAGGGCUAUGGAAUGACGGAAGCCUCGCCGGUAGUAGCCUCUACCUGUGAAGUCGACCGGCUCGUCGGCUCAUCGGGCUGCCUCAUGCCCGGGUCCAAGGCCAAAAUCAUCGACGCAGACGGCAACCAAGUAACCACCCAUGAAACACGAGGCGAGCUCCUCGUCCAGUCACCCUCCGUCGUUCUCGGCUACUUACACAACGAAAGAGCCAAUGCCGAGACAUUUGUUCACCACGAAGACGGCCGCUGGCUCAAGACCGGCGACGAGGUCCUCGUGAGGAAGUCGCCCCAAGGAACCGAGCACUUUGUCAUUACCGAUCGCAUCAAGGAGCUCAUCAAAGUAAAGGGCCACCAAGUUGCCCCCGCCGAACUAGAAGCCCACCUCCUCUCACACCCCUUCGUAUCCGACUGCGCCGUGAUCCCCAUCCCGGACCCCCGCGCCGGCGAAGUCCCCAAGGCCUAUGUCGUUCAGGCCCACGAGUCGUCAGGCCGCUCCGACCAGGAAAUCACCCAAGCCAUCUGCAAGCACGUAGAGCACCACAAAGCACGGCACAAGUGGCUCAAGGGCGGUGUGGAAUUCAUCGACGUCAUCCCCAAGAGUGCGAGUGGCAAGAUACUACGGCGGGUGCUAAAGGAUAAGGAAAAGGCCAGGAGAGAAGAGACGGCUGCCAAGCUGUAG